This is a messenger RNA of Sarcophilus harrisii (Tasmanian devil), 1368 nucleotides long. RefSeq lists its product as uncharacterized. The coding region runs from base 616 to 1368 and encodes 250 amino acids. Lineage: Eukaryota; Metazoa; Chordata; Mammalia; Dasyuromorphia; Dasyuridae. The record is from RefSeq and is a predicted model, not a curated record. The transcript is spliced from 14 exons.
AUGCCAUCAUAUCAUCUGCAACGAGUGGUAUUUGGUUUCCUCAUUGCCCACUCUAAUUCCUUUCAUCUCUUAGCCAUUUUGGUGGGUGUGAAAAGGGACCUCAAAAGACAAAACCAGGGGUCUCCUGAUUAACACGUGGCUAAUUUUCAGAGGGUGCACUGGCAGCCUUCAUCUGCACAGCAGGGAUACUCUUCCCAAGACAACUCCAGAACAAGGUCUCCCUCAGACAAAUUCUUUGGAAAACCUGGGAAACAUUCAACAGAACAGGAUGCAGUGGCGGCCUUCAGCUGCCCAGCAGGGGACCUUCCUCCAAACCCAGCUCCAGGACAUGGGUCCAGAGGAUCACGGCCAAAAAUUUUCCCUCUAUUCAUCUUCAAAACUCUCCCUCAGAUAAAUUGACUGGAAAACCUGGUAAACAUUCAAGAGAUCAGGUAAUCCUCCAGAGUCAAAGAAGCUAACUGACACUUGGCUUGACUAAGGUAAGAACUGAAGCAGAUAUGUAGGGGUCUCCCUCCCAAGCCAGAUCUUAGCCAUUGUGGUACAUGUGGGAAGGGAUCUUGAGGGACAAGAACAGGAGUCUCCUUACCAACACAGGCCUAAUUUUCAGAGGGUGCCAUGGCGGCCUUCAUCUACAUAGCAGAGGGUCCUCCUCCAAAGACAGCUCCAGGACAUGUACCAGGAGCACCAGAGCUCACAGUUCUCCCUGCAUAUAUUGCCUCAGAUCUCCCUCGGAAUAACCCUUUGAAACAGCUGGGAAAGCUUCAGCAGAACAGCAGAGGGUGUGAUGGCGUACUUCACCUGCACAGUAGGGGGGUCCUUUUCCAAAGACACCUCCAGGACAUCGUCUCCCUCAGAGAAAUGGAUUGGAAAACCUGGGAAAUAUUCAGUAGAACAGAGGGUGCAGUAGAAAACCCACAACUGCACAGCAGGGCAUCCUCCUCCAAGACAGCUCCAGGACAAGGUCUCCCUCAGAGAAAUGGAUUGGAAAACCUGGUAAAAAUUCAAGGGAACAGAGGGUGCCAUGGCGGCCUUCAUCUGCACAGCCGGGGGUCCUCCUCCCAAGACGCUCCAGGACAUGAGGGUGUGGCGGCGUUCUUCAGCUGCACAGCACUGGGUUCUCUUCCAAAGACAGCUCCAGGACAUGAGGGAACAUUGGCAGCCUUCAUCUGCACAGCAGGGGGUCCUCCUCCCAAGACAACUCCAGGACAUGGUCUCCCUCAGACAAAUUCUUUGGAAAACCUGGGAAACAUUCAACAGAACAGGAUGCAGUGGCGGCCUUCAGCUGCCCAGCAGGGGACCUUCCUCCAAAGACAGCUCCAGGACAUGGCGAGUGACUUCUGGGUAGCCUUAGAAGCAGCCCCUUCCUAA